AUGUUCGAAGCGGAGCCGGAGCCGACUCUGGGUACAGAAAACCAAGGACCACUCGACCAUGAGUUGACACAACGUAUCUCUGCUCUGCGUGAUGAGUUCGCGAAAUAUCUUGCUGGAGCUCAUGCAAGGCAUGCAGACCUUUCCGCGGUCUUGGAGCGACCUCCAGCCGAAUAUGACACCAUACAGAACGUUGCCAACCAACGGCUCGCGGCAUACAACAAGCAUGUCAGCGCCUCGAAUAAAUCUAGACGAAAGCAAAAGCCUGGACCAAAACUAGACAACCUUGCACCCGACGUCGCACAGCUAGAGAACUUCUGGAAGGUUGCGAAGCUCUCAUCAGGAAUACUUGCCUUUCAAAAACUGUUCUUCUGGGACCGAUCUAGUAUGCUUCAGUACAAGACAAGAGGAGGGCUUUCGCACUUUGGUAAAUGGGCCAGAAAAGGGGCCCUUAUGACAGGCAUAAAUCAGAACAGCUUCUCAAAGCACUUCGAUCACGCGAUUAAAGUCGACAUUGUUGCUCAAGAUGGAUUGGAGUGGGUUCGUGUAUGCUCGGCUACGGAGAAGAAGCUAUUGUUCGACCUCGCAAAGUUAGGCUGGCAAAAUGAUUCUGAUUCUGACGUUGAGGAAGGUUCGGACAAUUGCAAUUCCGUCGCACGUGCUUCGAAUAUCACCAAUAUCACCAAUGGUGACGAUGCGCUAGAGAUCUUGAGAGACGCUCACAAGCUCGCCCGCGCCGCUAAAGCAAACCCUAUACGAGGCCAGACACCAAGGAUACGCUUCGUCAUGACUCGCGUUGCGUCUGGCCGGGUGAAGGAGAUCGAUGCAAUCUUGGACAAAAUUCGUGCUACAGGAGCAAUACUUCAAUGCGUUGAUGAGCUACCGGAGGCAGUCGAUUUGGACGUAGAGCUUCCAAGGAUGCUGCCUGGACCGAUCCCAUCCAUCUCGCAAGUCCUCAACGUGGAUUACACAAUUCUGCGUGGGCUUGUCAGCGACAUCUCUCAUUGCGAGUGUACCUUGCAAGAUGACCAAGUCAGACAGGUUCGGGAGAGCAUAGAGAUAGAGAUGGCUGAGAAGUUUCUCCCAGCUGUUUUCUACCCAACGGUUGCCUCGUACCCUAUGGUUUGUACCACAGACACUGUCGAACAACUGUAUCAGAUUCUUGAUCUGAGAGGGUCCUCCACAGAACAACAGCGGGCAGAUGUUCUUUUCGCCCGAGGAAGCCACGCGAACGCAAAAGCGGAAGACUUGAUCGACGAAUGGCGCAAACUCUCCAUCCAUGCCGCACCCGACCACCUUCACUUGCCUAUCCGCGUGGUGUCGAGUCAGCUCGACGAAAACCUAGCAAAGCUUCCCGCAAUGGCAAAGAAGAUGGUAGACUUGGAACUCUACUACUACAGCCCUGCCACGAAGAGUAGCGCUCCUGCCACUCGGAGCAGUUUCUUAUACGGUUGGGCUCAUCGCUUGACCACCUUGACGGGAAAUGGCGCGGUAUCAAAGUAUCAGAUGAGCGAUCGGCUCGACCAGGGUGGGUUGGGAGAUGGCGAGGAGGGCCCGCAUUUCUGGCUGUUGGCUCAGAUGACCCGGGUGUUAUAUGGUCGGCCACGGCACAUGUGGACAGUUCCGGAUGAGGAGAACAAGGUGGGCACAGAAGCACUGCAGACUGGAGAAGCUGGGUCGAGUUGA
This is a messenger RNA of Didymosphaeria variabile, 1683 nucleotides long. RefSeq lists its product as uncharacterized. The record is from RefSeq and is a predicted model, not a curated record. Lineage: Eukaryota; Fungi; Ascomycota; Dothideomycetes; Pleosporales; Didymosphaeriaceae. Bases 1 to 1683 code for a protein of 560 amino acids. The transcript is spliced from 3 exons.